AGGGAGGGCUGAGCCAUCUCUGCUGCACGCUGGCUGCCUGAGUUGCAAUUACACCUACAAAUGCCUUCUGUGUUGUAUGGUGGCUGCAGGCUGGCUCUUAAAUUCCUUUGGCUGUUUGUGUUAGUAGAAGCAACUACCAGAACCUAUUAUAUUGGAAUUGUGGAGGAGAACUGGGACUAUGCACCAACUGGGAAGAAUCUGAUUACAGGACAAACCCUCACAGAAGAUGAACAUGCGAGUGGGUUUGUGAAGAGAGGAGCCAACAGAAUAGGACGUAUUUACAAGAAAGCUGUUUAUAAAGAGUUCACAGAUGGUACCUACACGCAGGAGAUCCCCAAGCCAUCCUGGCUGGGGUUCCUCGGUCCAGUCAUGAAGGCUCAAGAAGAGGAUAUCUUUGUUGUUCACUUAAAGAACUUUGCUUUCCGUCCAUAUUCUCUGCAUCCACAUGGUCUCUUCUACUACAAAGAUUCUGAAGGUGCCCUCUACCCAGAUGGAACAAGUGGCAAAAACAAAGAGGAUGAUAUUGUUGUUCCUGGUGGAAAUUAUACAUAUACAUGGCCAGUGAAGAAAGAAUAUGCCCCCACUUUGGCAGACCCAACCUGCCUGACUUGGAUUUACCAUUCGCACAUUGAUACACCUCGAGAUAUCAGUUCUGGGUUAAUCGGACCAUUGCUGGUUUGUAAAAAAGGAAGUUUAGAUGACUCCUCGAUACAAAGCACUGAUGCUGCUAAAGGCUUUGCCCUGAUGUAUAGUAUUGUAGAUGAAAAUCUCAGCUGGUACAUUGAUGCAAAUAUAAAAACUUUCUGCUUGGACCCAACCACAGUUGACAAAGAGGAUGAAGGUUUCAAGAACAGCAACAAAAUGCAUGCUAUUAAUGGUUACGUUUUUGGAAAUCUCCCCACCUUGGAGAUGUGUGCUGGUCAAUCCGUGUCCUGGUAUUUGAUUGGAAUGGGUAGCGAGAUAGACAUCCACUCUGCGUAUUUCUAUGGCCACACCAUCAUUAACAAAGGCCACAGGGCAGACGUCGUCAACCUAUUUCCAGCAACCUUCAUUACAGUGGAAAUGAUUGCAGGGAAUGUUGGGAAGUGGCUGUUAACCUGUCAAGUAAAUGAACAUUUACAAGCUGGUAUGAAGGGGCUGUAUAACGUUCAGAUCUGCCACAGAAAUGUUUCUCAGCCUUCGUUGACUGGCCAGGAAAGAAGAUAUUUUAUUGCUGCUGAAACUGUGCUAUGGAAUUACGGCCCUGAAGGUUAUGAUAAAUUCACGGGGCAGGCCUUGAAUACCACUGGCAGUGAGUCUGCACCAUUCUUUACACAAGGGACUGAUAGAAUAGGAGGAGAAUAUUGGAAAGUUCAGUAUGUGGAAUACACUGAUGACAAGUUUACCAGAAAGAAGAACCGAACUGAGGCUACAAUGCACCUUGGAAUACUUGGCCCAGUUAUCAAGGCUGAAGUGGGAGAUACUGUAUUAGUUACUUUUGCCAACAAAGCUGAGAAGAAUUAUAGCAUUAUGCCCCAUGGUGUGAGCUAUAGCAAGCAAUCAGAAGGAACCUCAUAUUUAGAUGGACAUUGGAAUCUAGGAGCACAUGUUAAACCCUGUGAGACCUUCACAUACAAAUGGAGAGUGCCUGAAAACUUUGGCCCAACUGCCAGCGAUCCACCAUGCCUGACCUACCUGUACUACUCAGCAUCUGAUCCAGUCAUGGACACCAACUCUGGCCUCGUAGGACCUUUGAUAGUUUGUAGAAAGAACACUUUGAAUCACGAUGGAACACAGAAAGGAAUAGACAAGGAAUUUUAUCUGCUCUUCACAGUCUUUGAUGAGAAUCUCAGCUGGUAUCUUGACAAAAAUAUUAAGAUGUUUACUGGGGACCCCUCAAAGGUAAACAAUGAAGAUGAGGAUUUCCAGGAAUCCAACAAGAUGCACGCUGUAAAUGGCUACUUGUUCGGUAAUCUGCCAGGAUUGGUGAUGUGCAAGGAUGACAAAGUUUCAUGGCAUAUGAUUGGCCUAGGCACCUUCACGGACAUGCAUGGAGUUCAUUUCCAAGGAAACACCAUCCAUUUGAGCGGGACGACAAGGGAUACGCUGCCCUUGUUUCCGCACUCAUCGGGGACGGCGCUCAUGCAGCCAGACCACGUGGGCAUUUUUAAAGUGGUUUGCAGAACAUUUGAUCACUUUGUGGCUGGAAUGAAACAGAUGUAUGAAGUGAAUAGCUGUAGCAGUACAGCUCGCCCUGGGCAGCCCUAUGGAACCAUGAGAACAUAUUACAUUGCUGCAGAAGAAGUGGAAUGGGAUUAUGCACCUAAUAAAACCUGGGCUCUGAGUGGCAAAGAUGCAAGUUACGGGAAAAUUUUUGUAAGCCCAGGUGAAGAUCAGAUUGGUUCAAAAUACAAGAAGGUGGUUUACAGAGAGUACACAAACGGAGAAUUUACAGAGCACAAAGUGAGAUCAGCACAGGAGGAACACUUAGCAAUCCUAGGGCCCUUAAUCCAUGCAGAAGUUGGUGAAUCCAUGCUCAUUAUAUUUAAGAAUAAAGCUAUCAGGCCCUAUUCAAUAACUGCACAUGGCAUAGAAGAAGUGGGUAGUGGAGAAAGACCUGGAACACUAAUCACCAUGCCUGGGGAAAUAAAUACAUACAGAUGGAAUGUUCCAGAAAGGUCAGGUCCAGGUACAUCGGAUCCAAACUGCAUCAGUUGGGUUUAUUAUUCAACAGUGAAUUUUGUCAAGGACACUUACAGUGGUUUGGUUGGGCCACUAGUAAUUUGCAGAAAAGGAAUACUAAAUGAAAAGGGUUUAAGGAGAGAUAUUGACUGUGAAUUUGCUCUUCUGUUCAUGGUCUUUGAUGAAAAUGAGUCCUGGUAUUUGAAUGAAAAUAUUGAAAAGUAUCUGCAUAAGUGUCCUGAUGACUUUAAUUACUCCAAGGACUUUCUGGAGGGUAACAGCAAGCAUGCAAUUAACGGGAGGCUGUAUGACAAUCUCCGUGGGCUAACAAUGAAAGAAGGUGAAAACACAAACUGGUACUUGAUAGGAAUGGGAAAUGAAAUCGAUAUCCAUACAGUCCAUUUCCACGCAGAGACCUUCAUCUUCAAGACGGAUAAUGAUCACAGAGCAGAUGUGUAUGACCUUUUCCCGGGGACAUUUCAAACAAUCGAACUCAUAGCGGAUAACCCUGGAACAUGGCUUCUGCACUGUCAUGUUGCUGACCACAUUCAUGCUGGCAUGGAAACAACUUUUACCAUCAGCAAAUCAGAUAACAAAGUUCCUUUAGAAGGAGGAGUAACAACCACAGCAUAUGACUCAAUUCAUGUAAAACACCGGGCUCCUGUAAAGGGUGAUGACAGAGAAGGAAUCAAAUUCUUAGGCAAAGCUCUGGGUGCAGGAGAAGCUAACUCAACACUCAUAGCCCUUUUUUCUGUUGGACUUGUUCUUCUGGCAACAAUAUUAAUCCUCAUCAUCCUCAUCACUUGUCAGAGAAAAAGGACAUACUACAGGUCUGUGCAACCCAAGUGUGCGCUCCCAACUGAUUCCCUGUAAAUCUGUAUUUUGGAGACCGUUUAUAGAGCUCUGUUGGAUUUCAUUGUAUAUUGUUGGUAUAUUGAGGCAAGAUAUAUGUUUGUGAAAAUUACAAAGUGAGAGCCCAAUCCUGCAGCCAUAAGUCACGUGUGACAUAGGCUGCAAGCUUAGGCCCUGAUGGCCAUAUCCUGCUUGUCUUUGCAGCCUGAUUCUGCUCUGUUGAAGUCAGUGUGAGUUGUGCCAUUGAAUUCAAUGGGAGCAGGCUCAGAUGUAGGCUAGUGUACAUUAGAAGCGCUACAUUGGCACAGCUGCAUCAAUGUAGCGCGUCUGGUGACGACGCUCCUCACCAAUGGGAGAGAGGUCUCCCAUUGGCAUAAUUACUCCACCUCUGUGAGAGGUGAUAGCUAUGUCGGCGGGAGAGUGUUUCCCGCCAACAUAAUGUUACCAGCUUAAUUUCUGGACACUCCGGCUUAGAUUGAUGUAACUUGCAUCACUCAGAGGGGUGGCUUUUUCACAUCCCUGAGCGACGUAAGUUAUAUCAACAUAAGCAGCAGUGUAGACCUGCCCUUAUACUUGAGAGGUCCCACUGAUAUCAAUGAGAUUGCUCACUUGAGUUAGACGAGCAGGAUUUGGCUUUGAGAGCUGAUAAAAUGCAUUAGGCUUCUGAUUCUUUCAAUGCUGUAAAAUGUAGUCAAACAAUUUUAUUUUUAAAAUUUGAAUUGAGUUGUGACUGGAGCAAUGAGAAACUCAACAAGGUGAAAGGUUCAUGCAAACCUCUUCUCCUGUUUCAGUUCAUGUUCAUUGUGCUUGGAGAUUCUGGUUCAAAUAAACAGUAAAACAUACUGAGAAACCUAGUCAAACCCACAAUAAAGCCCAGACUUUUCUUUUUAUGAGAACCUAUUAUUGGCCCUAGAUUCCCUCAAAAGAGUGAUAAGCCUCAGUGAACAUGUUGACCACAUGGGUUAACUUUCUAGGGCUUACUGGGCUUCCCCUAUAGUUAAUGUGAGCAGGAGGAGCCUUAUCCAAAGCCCACUAAAGUCAAUGUAAAGACUCUUACUGACUUCAGUAGCUUUGGGUCAGGCCACAGACACUAGCUCUUAAUGAACCCAAAACAGGUGAGUUUUGUGUGGCUUUGGUUUCAUAAUGAAAAUUUUACGCAGCUCUAAUUGUGAAUCACUCCCAGAUAUGUGUGUAAGCAUGUUGACUUUAAAGAGAUUUUAACAGAAUCUUGUGCUUAAAAAGUAAUACACAGGACCAAAGUAUGCCUUCAAGUUCAGUACAUCAUGUUUGCAUUUCCACUGAGUGCAAUGGGUUUGCAUGGGUGUACGUGAGGGCAGAAUUUGGCCCAUAGUCCCUGUGAUAAAAGAGUUGCAUAAUGGGAUCUCUAUUGGGUAAUGCUAUGUUGAGCUAUUUUCAGUGUGCCAGAUUCUGCAUGUGCUAGUGUAAAUCUGGAACAAAUCCAUUGAUUCACUGGAGAUACUCUGGAUUGAUACAGUCUGAGGACAGAAUCUGGCACACUGAAUCUAUUAAAAGUUUAAGAGUUCUCUUCCUGUAUCAUAUUAAAUGAGAUUGCUAUGUUUUGGGGGCCAACAUUUUAAAGGUAUUUAGGCACCUAAUGAUGCGUAUAGGCAUCCUGGGAUUUUUUUAAAGCACUUAGAGGCCUAACUACCAUUGAAUUAGGUAGCAAGGUGCCUAUCUGCAUCUUUAGGUGCUUAAAUACCUUUAAAAUUCUGGCCCCCAAAACACAUCAAAAAAUCUGGCCUUGGGUUACUAAAGAGAAAGUCAUCUGGUUCUAUAACUACUGUUUAUUGUGGGCCUGAUUCUGUGACCCAUACUUACACCGAGUAGUAGUUUACUCCCUGAUUUCAAUGAGACUACUCAGGAAGUCAAGUAUUUACUCAGUGUUAGUAAGGGUGGUAGAAUCAGACCUUAUAUAUAGUGAUACUUGAAUGUUUACAGCUCAUUUUGAAUGAGCUAUUGUUUAGUCCUGCCACAAGUAUGUUCAUAUCACCUACAACCCUGGUGGAUGAACUCCGGAACUAAAGCAAUGUUUUAUCUGUGAAAUAAUUUAACUGAGUUUGAGUUUCAGUGUAAAUUCGAGUUGGUGCAUAAUGUCAUUUUUUUUCUCUUCUGUAUUUAAAAAUAUGCUAUGCCUGUGUAGGGAACUUUACUGACAGUCACUCUGAAUGUAGGUUAAUGGU
This is a messenger RNA of Mauremys reevesii (Reeves's turtle), 5714 nucleotides long. It is a transcript of the gene HEPHL1, whose product is annotated as hephaestin like 1. The coding region runs from base 61 to 3534 and encodes 1157 amino acids. The record is from RefSeq and is a predicted model, not a curated record. The transcript is spliced from 20 exons. Gene Ontology annotation, biological process: iron ion transport. Lineage: Eukaryota; Metazoa; Chordata; Testudines; Geoemydidae. Gene Ontology annotation, molecular function: ferroxidase activity; copper ion binding. Gene Ontology annotation, cellular component: plasma membrane.